AUGACUGCCAACGGCCAAACGCCUGAAUACGACUUUAUCAUUUGCGGAGGAGGCACCGCGGGCAGCGUGAUUGCUGGAAGGCUUGCAGAAUGUCGAGACAUUACUAUUCUCGUCAUUGAGGCUGGCCAACACAAUGAGAACCUCGAGAAUACCAAAAUGGCAGGCGGAUGGGCACAGCUUUUGGACAAGGAGACUGAUUGGAACAUUAUCUCGGAGAAAGGGAGCGGAAUACUUGACCGUCAGGUGAAACUCAGCCGCGGAAAAUAUCUUGGCGGUUGCUCAGGUUGUAACGGGACCUUGUGUAUUCGUGGGUCAAAACAGGACUAUGAUGACUGGCAACUCGACGGCUGGAGCGGCGAAGAGUUCUUUGAGUACAUGAAAAAGGCUGAAACCUUUCAUUCCAAGCCCUGGUUCAAAACAAAUGCGCAAUUCCACGGAUACGAUGGCCCACUGCAUAUGGAACCUCACGAAUUGGCACCAAUAUCUGAGCUUGUCCUCGAGUCCAUGGUCUCCUCUGGGCUGCCACAAGAUGAUGACAUGUUUUCUCAUGGGACAAACCCGCACGGCUGUGGACACGUGCUUAGGACGGUCCACCAAGGAGUCCGCACAACGGGCGCAGAUUUCAUCACAAAUGACCAGGCGAAACCAAACAUUACAAUAUUGACCGAGACGCAUGUGGAUAAAAUACUAUUCGAGCGGACGCCUUCUGGAGAGUUGCAUGCCACAUGCGUCCAAGUCAUCCAGCCGAGCGGCGUGGCAGCUGAGAUUCGCGCCAAAAGAGAGAUUAUUGUUUGUGGAGGGGCUUACUGUAGUCCCACCAUUCUGAAUCGAUCGGGCCUGGGUCGCAAAGAAGACUUGGAGAAGCUUGGUAUCGAGGUCUUGAUUGACCUGCCCGGCGUGGGUCAAAAUCUGAUGGACCACGUCAUUGCCUUUAUGUUCUAUGAGACCGAACAGGAAGGACUGACCAAUGACCACUUGAUCUACCACGGCGAUGCCGCCGCCACAUCGUACAAGUUGUGGAAAGAUACCAAAACGGGGUUUUUAUCAACAUUCCCAUUUGGCGUGUUCGCGUUUGCACGCCUUGACGAUCGUCUGAGUGAUUCUGAUCUGUGGACAUCCGCUCCGAGAAAACCCGGCCGUGACCCCAUGGGCUUGACACUGCACCAGCCAAAUGUCGAGCUUUGGAAUACCGAAUGCUAUGGGGGCCCAAAGCAGUAUGAUCAAUUUCCCAUUGAUCACAAAUAUGCGUUUAGUGUUGUGGCCGAAUUGCUUGGACCUCGGUCUCGUGGUCAUGUCAAGUUGAAGAGCGCCGAUCCGCUGGAAACACCAGAGGUAGACUGCGGUUAUCUCACCGACCCAUUGGACCUCGAGGUCCUUGCGGAAGGUUGUAAGCUGGCCAAUGAGGUGAUCAUGAAUGGGAGUGCGACAAAGGAUAUCGUCAAGGGAUCAUGGCCACCGAAUCUGAACCACCAUACCUAUACCACCAGGGAAGAGUGGAAACCCUACAUUCGUCAGAAUGCCACAACAUGCUAUCAUGCUUCGGGGACCUGCGCAAUGGGAAAACCGGUUGACCCAAAGGCAGUUGUCGAUGAAAAGCUUUUCGUGAAAGGCGUUUCGGGACUUCGUGUAGCGGAUUGUAGUAUAAUGCCGACACUGCAUGGUGGCCAUACGCAAAUGCCAGCUUACGGAAUCGGCGAAAAAUGUGCGGAUUUGAUCAAGGCGCAUUGGAAAGAUUUAUCGGGCGCCAAGUAA
Molecule: messenger RNA, 1752 nt
Organism: Pestalotiopsis fici W106-1
Lineage: Eukaryota; Fungi; Ascomycota; Sordariomycetes; Amphisphaeriales; Sporocadaceae
Exons: 5
Coding region: 1-1752 (583 amino acids)
Molecular function (GO): flavin adenine dinucleotide binding; oxidoreductase activity, acting on CH-OH group of donors
Source: RefSeq, a predicted model, not a curated record